Messenger RNA from Drosophila gunungcola (fruit fly), 1844 nucleotides. It is a transcript of the gene ArgRS-m, whose product is annotated as probable arginine--tRNA ligase, mitochondrial. Gene Ontology annotation, molecular function: ATP binding; arginine-tRNA ligase activity. NCBI's taxonomy places the organism in Eukaryota, Metazoa, Arthropoda, Insecta, Diptera, Drosophilidae. Gene Ontology annotation, cellular component: mitochondrion. The coding region runs from base 126 to 1844 and encodes 572 amino acids. The record is from RefSeq and is a predicted model, not a curated record. The transcript is spliced from 4 exons. Gene Ontology annotation, biological process: mitochondrial translation; arginyl-tRNA aminoacylation.
UUUCCUUGAUUACAGAGCUGGAAAAACUUCGAUACUUGCAGCGAUAGGCUGAACCUAAUCUCGCCUUGUGAUAUCGAUUUCUUACAAGACCAAGAAUAUUACAUCGAUAUUUUUGGCUCUACUAGAUGAUUCGCAUACGGCGCGCGAUUUGUGACCAGCUGCCGCAGCUUAAGAAAGCGUGCCCUGCCCUGGAGGUACCGGUCAAGAAACAGCAGCUCCAGAAUGCCCGGCGGCCGACUUUGGAAUGGGUUCUCCCAUCUGCGGUUGCGCAACAGGAGCAGGAACUUCUCGAAAUAGUCAGGGAGCACAGAUUUGAUGAAGCAUAUGUUAAGAAAGUCCGGAUAGUGCCCAGUGCCGGGCGCAGUGCAGCCAAGAUCGAGUUCCAGCUGCAGCCACAGGUUUUUGUGGAGCAGCUCCUUCAAUCCAAACCGCGUACUUCAGAGCCUUCCACUUCCCCUGCAGAGCACAUACUGGUGGAGUACAGCUCGCCGAACAUAGCCAAACCCUUCCACGUGGGCCACUUGCGGUCCACUAUCAUCGGCAACGUCCUAGCCAAUCUCCACCAGCAUUUGGGCUACCGCACCACCCGCUUAAACUAUCUCGGAGAUUGGGGCACGCAAUUUGGUCUUCUGGCGCUCGGCGUUCAACUGAAGAAUGUAAGCGACAAGGAAAUGCAGGCAUCCCCCAUAGAAGUGCUGUACGAAUCCUAUGUGGCCGCCAACAAGGCAUCUGAAGAAAGUCCGGAUAUUGCCAAGCAAGCGAGAGCUCUGUUCGCCGCCUUGGAGGCGGGUACCGAUGAAACUAUGGCCAAACAAUGGCAGCAGUACAGAAAGUAUACCAUAGAGGAUCUGUCUAAGGUCUACAAGCGACUGGGCGUCCAUUUCGAUAGCUACGAGUGGGAAUCCCAGUACUCGCAAAACCAAAUACAGGAUGCCCUGGCUAAACUUCGAGAGGCUGGACUCCUGCAACAAGAGCCGGAUGGACGUGAGGUUGUGGUGGUGGAUGGUAGACGCAUCCCAGUGAUCAAGAGUGACGGCUCCACUUUGUACCUGGCCAGAGAUAUCGCUGCACUGCUGGAGAGACUCUCCAGGUACCAGUUCUCCCGUUUGCUUUAUGUGGUAGAUAAUGGCCAGGCGGAUCAUUUUAAUGCCCUCUUUAAAACAGCGGCCGCUUUGGAGUCUCGCCUCAAACUGGAUCAACUGCAGCAUGUCAAAUUCGGACGCAUUCAUGGGAUGAGCACUCGCCAGGGAAAGGCCAUUUUUCUAAAGGAUGUGUUGGAUGAAGCCCGUGAUAUAAUGCGAGAGAAACGAAACUUCACUGCAACCACCAGGGAAAAUCAAUCCCUAAGUGACGAGCAUGUGUGUGACAUCCUGGGCGUCUCAGCUGUCCUAGUCAACGUCCUCAAACAGCGUCGGCAACGAGAUCACGAGUUCAGCUGGCAGCAGGCGUUGCAAGUUAACGGGGAUACUGGGAUCAAGCUUCAGUACACACACUGCCGCCUGAAAAGUUUGCUAGAUAACUUUAAAGAAGUGCAUUUGGAUGACAUCAAGCCCAACUGGCUGCAUUUCACAGACGAGCCUGCGGAUGCCCUGGAUCUUCUCUACGAAUUGGCACGCUUUGAUCAAAGCAUUUGGCAGUCAAAGGAGCAACUGGAGGCCUGUGUGCUAGUGAACUACCUUUUUGGGUUGUGCAAUGCAACCAGUCGGGCCCUAAAACGAUUACCUGUGAAGCAAGAAAACUGCCGGCAAAAGCAAUCCCAGCGCCUGCUGCUAUUUCACGCUGCCAAAAAAACUCUCCAGGAGGGAAUGCAGCUUUUGGGUCUGCGUCCGCUCGACCAAAUGUAG